Molecule: messenger RNA, 564 nt
Organism: Mangifera indica (mango)
Lineage: Eukaryota; Viridiplantae; Streptophyta; Magnoliopsida; Sapindales; Anacardiaceae
Product: UPF0481 protein At3g47200-like
Exons: 3
Coding region: 1-564 (187 amino acids)
Source: RefSeq, a predicted model, not a curated record
AUGGCUAAUGUACAAGUUCAAUGUUCUAGUUCUAGACCAAAGCCCGUGUCCCAGGUGCUUCCCCGUAACAAAAGUUGGAAGCCUAGGCCUGAAUGUUGCAUUUGUAGAAUCCCUCAACGUAUUCGUAAAGUCAGGCAAGAUGCCUACACUCCUCAAGUAAUUUCAAUAGGCCCUUUUCACUAUGGUAAAAAAAACCUAAGAGACAUGGAAAAUCUAAAAAAGAGACUUGUAAGCAAGUUUUUCGAACGAACCACCGAUGAGAAACAUAAGGAAGUUUUGGCUUUCAUCAGAGCCCAGGAGCAGAAGAUACCAAAUUCUUAUGCAGGACCUUGUAAGCUUGGGAGUCCUGAGUAUACAGAGAUGAUUCUACAUGAUGCUAUUUUUAUCAUAUACAGAGAAAAUUGCUUCCGUAUUUUGGACCUGCAAUUAAUGGAAAAUCAACUUCCGUAUUUUUUACUCGAGGGAUUAUACAAGAUAGUGGUCAGUGGCCAGCCUUUCGUUGAUCUUUGUUUCAAAUUCUUCGAGGAUCAGAUGCUUACAAGUGUACCUGACAAUAGAGUUUAA